Molecule: messenger RNA, 1815 nt
Organism: Parasteatoda tepidariorum (common house spider)
Lineage: Eukaryota; Metazoa; Arthropoda; Arachnida; Araneae; Theridiidae
Source: RefSeq, a predicted model, not a curated record
AUGGUAAAUAAAUACAAGAGAAAAACAGAACAGGCGGCCUGGUGUGAAACGGCCAUGAAGAAUGCAAUGAAGGAAUCUGAGACCACUUCGGUUACUGCGUCUUCUAAAAAGUAUGGUAUCCCACUUUCUACUCUACAAAGACAUCUAAGAAAGGGCAGUUGCAGUAAAAAUCUUGGACGAUAUCGAAGAGUAUUCAAUGAUGAGCAAGAGGCUGAGUUAUUGGAAUACGUAUUUCAAGUCGAUGAUCUUUUCUACGGCUUAACUAAAAAUGAAUUUUUGAAACUAGUCUAUGAGUAUGCAGAACGCAAUAAUAUCGUUCAUCCUUUUAAGAACGGCAGUGCUGGAAAUGAUUGGUAUUUGGGUUUUAAAAAACGACAUCCUAAUUUAGUUGUUAGGCAACCAGAACCAACAUCAAUUGCAAGAGCACGAGGUUUCAAUCGGCCUCAAGUUUACAGAUUUUAUGAUUUGUUGGAAAGAGAAAUUAAUGAGCAUGACAUUGAUUCAACAGGAAUAUACAAUAUGGAUGAAACUGGCAUUCAUGCAUCUAGUAAUAAACCUCCGACAAUUUUGUCAAAAUCAGGGAAAAAACAGGUGAGUGUAAUUUCAAGCUCGGAAAGAGGAAAAUUGACGACUGUUAUCUGCUGCUGCAACGCGGCUGGAUCUUUUAUACCUCCAUUUUUUAUUUAUGGUAGAAAAAGAAUGGUUGGUAGAUUGUUAGAUGGAGCACCCCUUGGUUCCCUUGCUACUUGCACUGACAACGGAUGGAUUAAUGGACCGAAAUUCCUGGAUUGGCUUCAUCAUUUCGUCGAAAAUACCCAUCCAACUCCUGAGAAAAAAGUAAUCUUAAUAUUAGAUAACCAUGAAUCUCACAAAUAUAUUGAGGCCCUUGAAUAUGCUAGAAAAAAUAAUUUAAUUUUUAUAUCACUGCCUCCUCAUACAACUCAUCGCAUGCAACUUCUGGACCGUUGCGUUUAUGGACCGUUCAAAACUUACUUUGAACAAGAAGUUUCUACUUUUCAACGAAGCCAUGUAGGUAGAAUAAUUACUCAGUACGACGUAGCUGCACUUAUUGGAAAAGCAUAUUUAAAAGCAGCUAGUGCACAAAAUGCUGUUCAAGGAUUUAAAUCCUCAGGAAUAUGGCCCACGAACCGACACAUAUUUAGUGAUGCUGACUUUUUGCCUGCUAGUUUGACGGACAGGGCUGAAGUUAUUGAAAGCACCAACGCUUGCCCAUCGCAGAUCCAAUCUACUGAUGCUGGUCGUCUUGCUAAUAAUUCUGAUUGCUCUACUUCUACAUCUGUAUUUGAAAACGUGGAUCACAAAUACUCUCAAGCAUCAAGGAUUUCGCUACGACGCACAAACGAGGAAACUUCGUAUGAUCCAGCUGUUGAAGAUGAUCCUUCAUGUUCUACGACUAUUAGUGAGAAUUCAUUUCAACCAGUAGAAGAGCUAUUGACACCUCAUGUGAAGCCUUUGGAUAUUAGACCGCUACCAAAACCUACUCCGAACAAAACCAGUCGUAAACGUAAAACUCAGAGAGCUGAAAUUUUAACAAGUUCACCAUUUAGAAAUAUGCAAAUUGAAAAGGAAGAAAAGAAGAAACGUCUUAGUAACAAUGCUGUUGUUAAAAAAAAAUUUAAAAAUCUUCCUUCGACAAGUAAACUAGAGUAUUUUUGUCUUGUUUGUGGGGACCCCUAUGAGGACCCACCGCUAGAAGAUUGGAUUGAAUGUGGAGAUUGUAAAGAUUGGGCUCAUGAAGCUUGCACAACUUAUUCAGGAAGAGGGUCUUAUUUUUGCGAACUAUGUCAAGAAUAA